Penicillium malachiteum is the source of this 930-nucleotide messenger RNA. RefSeq names its product putative peroxisomal dehydratase. Lineage: Eukaryota; Fungi; Ascomycota; Eurotiomycetes; Eurotiales; Aspergillaceae. The transcript has 5 exons. The record is from RefSeq and is a predicted model, not a curated record. Gene Ontology annotation, cellular component: peroxisome. Bases 1 to 930 code for a protein of 309 amino acids.
AUGCCUGCCCCCGGAGCUGGUCACGAAUUCCCGGCCCAGGAGGUCUCCUGGCAGAAGCGCGAUGUCUUACUCUUCGCCAACAGCAUCGGCUGUAAGGCCGAUGAAUUGCAGUUCCUCUAUGAGUUGCACCCCAACUUUGCUGUGUUCCCGACCUACCCCCUUAUUCUCCCUUUUAAGCUCACUGACCAGGAGGUCACUGAUUUCUAUGCCCGCCAAAAGGCAACCCAUAUUCCUGGGGUUCCGGCCCUGGAUCACCGCCAUGGUGUUGACGGCCAGCGCAAGCUGACUGUUCUGAAGCCCCUGCCUCCUACCAGUGCUGGACGUACAUUCGAGCUACGUAACAAGGUCAUCGGUGUAUACGACAAGGGCAAGCCCGGUACCGUGGUGGAAACCGAGCAGUCCAUUGUCGACAAGGCAACAGGCGAUGUCUACUCAAAGGUUCUGUCUAGCGGUUUCUUGGUUGGACAGGGCGGCUGGGGUGGCCCUAAGGGUCCUACUACUGUCAACUUCCCUCCCCCUCAUGGUAAGGCUCCUGAUGCCGUGCACGUCGUCCAGAGCAACAUGGAGACCGCACACCUGUACCGCCUCAAUGGAGACUACAACCCUCUUCACGCUACCCCUGAACCAGGCCAAAAGAUGGGCUUCGGCGGCAUUAUCAUCCACGGUCUGUUUAGCUGGAACUCAGCCGCACACGGAAUCCUGCGUCUUCUUGGCGGGGGCGAUCCGGCCAACCUGAAAGAGUUCCAGGCUCGUUUUGCCUCGCCUGUUCGACCGGGUGAUAAGCUCACCACUGAGAUCUGGCGCUUGGGUAAUGCUGGACCUGAUGGAUUCGAGGAAAUUCGAUUCGUCACUAAGAACCAAAACGACAAGGUUGUUUUGAGUAAUGGGCGGUGUUUGUUGAAGGUUACUGUGGCGAAGAGCAAGCUGUGA